Molecule: messenger RNA, 2274 nt
Organism: Neopelma chrysocephalum (saffron-crested tyrant-manakin)
Lineage: Eukaryota; Metazoa; Chordata; Aves; Passeriformes; Pipridae
Gene: SH2D5
Product: SH2 domain containing 5
Exons: 10
Coding region: 915-2144 (409 amino acids)
Cellular component (GO): postsynaptic density
Source: RefSeq, a predicted model, not a curated record
UACGUGGGUGCUUUGCAGUGAGGUCGGAGCCAUCCCUCUGUAUUUUUUUUCCGGCAAAAGCAGGCAGCAGUGGGCAAAACUCCCCAAGGAAUGUAGAAAUUGGGGUGAAAAGGGUCUGAGCAUCGGGGCAGGGGGUGGCGAGCGAGCGAGCGACCACGUGUGUGCGUGUCAGGGUUGGAAAUCGCUGCUCCGCCGGGCUGGAGGAGAGGGGGGAAAGGGGGACAGAAAAUCAGCCGCAGCCACGUUUUCCAAAAAGCCGGAGCGAGCGUUCCUGCUCGCCGCCGCUUCCAAGAAACGGAGAGACCCGGGGAGGAAAAUUGCGGUGAUUCAUCGCGGGCAGAUCGGAGGCAGGAAAUGGGAGUUCGCUGCCUGCCCCGUGCCCGGCGUGGGCUCCGUGGGCUCGGGCUCGCCGGGGCCUGGCUGGCGGCGAGGGCCUGACGCCAACGGGUCGAGCAUCCCUGCGCCACGGCGGGAGCUGCCGGAGGAGCCGCCGGCUAAGGGAAAACAACCAGCGGAGGCCGGGACCCGCAGCACCGGGGAUUUUUCACCUGCGUUUCUGCGGAGCCAUCCAAGCGAGAGCUGCCCGAUCCUCACGUUGGGAUUGGGGUCAGGACUUCGGGACCCUUUUGUUUGGGCCGGUGUGGCAGAACCCUUGUGACGGGGACAGGACCUGGGGACAUCUGCAUUGGCGUCAGGAUUUGGGGAGCUCCGUGCAGGGACUGGAAACAGGGACAGUGUGGGCAGGUUGUGUCUGUCCCCUCCCUCCUCGCAGGGACGGUGAGCAGGGAUCACAUCCAGGCUCCCAUGGAGUGCUCCAGCACCAUCGCCCUGGGGGGCUCCGGAUAAUUCACAUGUGGCACCGGAGCUGCUUAACUCCAUCCUGAUCCAGCCUUCACCCCCAAAACCCCACUGCCAUGAAGAAGAAGCCGUCCAACGGGCGGGGGCCGGACCCUGCAGCCCCCCAACAGCGAGCCCGGGGUGUCACCAAGCCAGCAGAGUACGUGGGUUCCUUCGUGGUGGAGGAGCUGGACCUGCAGCAGCAGGGGGGGCGGCUGGAGGAGCAGCUGCGGGCACUGAAGGACUGUCCCAGGAGGAGGUUGGUGGUGCUGAGGUUCAGUUUGCAGGGUUUGAAGGUCUACGGCGCUGAUGGGGAGACCCUGCUGAUGGCCCACGCUCUCCGCCGGAUCCUGUACAGCACGUGCUGCCUCGCCGACCGCCAGUUCGCCUUCGUGGCCCGCAACCCCCACAGCCCCCCCAGCUCCCUCUUCUGCCACCUCUUCGUGGGGCUCCCGGGAGAGGUCCAGACCCUGCACCUCCUGCUCUGCCGCUGCUUCCAGCUCUGCCACCUCCUGGCGCACCCCGAGGAGCAGGCGGCCGAGGGGGAGCCCCCGGGGCCGGGGGUGCUGCGGGAGCCCCUCAACCCCGACGAGGUGUCUCGCAACGUGAACGCCCUGGUGUCGUUCCGGCGCCUGCCCGCGCCCGCCGGGCUCGGCUCGCUGGGCACAGGGGACCGGCGGCCGGAGGCAGAGGGCAGAGCCGGCUCCUGGCGCCCGGGGAACCCCUACUGCUCCCCGGUGCUGGUGCGCAAGAAAGCCAUUCGCAGCAAAGUGCUGCGCUCGGGGGCCUACCGGGACUGCGGGGCCGAGGGGCAGCUCCACCAACCGCCCCGCGACGCCGCGGCGGCGGGAUGGGAGAGCAAAGGUGCGCGGAGCUUGGCCCUCCUGCCCGAGAACGAGAGCGUCCUGGCCGAGAGCGUGUGGGCCUUCGCCGGCAUCGCCAGGGACGCGGGGGUCGCGCUGCUGCGGCGGGACGUGCCCGGAGCUUUCCUGCUGCGCCCCGAGCCCGGGCUGCCCAAGCGCUGGUGCCUGUGGGUGCGGGCGCCCUGCGGCGUCGUGUCCUACGGCCUCCUCAGGACACACCAGGGCAGGUUCUGCGUGGAGCACUCCAACGCCGAGUUCGCCAGCGUGGCCGCCCUCCUGGCCCACUACUCGGGAGCGCCGGGGAGCUGCUUCUGCCGCCUGGCCCCCGGCCACCGCAACCCCGGCUACGAGGAGCGGGACCCCGGCGGCGGGGCCGGCGCCUGCGGGGGGGAGUCCGCCUGGGCCCCCUCUGCCCCCAUCGGGGCGCAGCACGAGCGGGGGUAGGCCCGGCCCCCCCUCUCCCCGUGCACGGCUGCCCCCCGGCCCCCCCGAGCUUUAACUGGCUGCCAUCUGCCUUAUCCAUCCCUCCCUCCCGCGGGCUGCGCGCGCUGUCCGGCAAUAAACGGCUCUUGUG